Tauraco erythrolophus (red-crested turaco) is the source of this 945-nucleotide messenger RNA. The record is from RefSeq and is a predicted model, not a curated record. Lineage: Eukaryota; Metazoa; Chordata; Aves; Musophagiformes; Musophagidae.
AUGGCGGCCCCACAGGGCAGGGAGCUCUUCGACCCCGUUUCCUUCGGGAAGGACCUGCUGGCCGGCGGCGUGGCGGCCGCCAUCUCCAAGACAGCGGUGGCGCCCACUGAGAGGGUGAAGCUGCUGCUGCAAGUGCAGGCGUCGUCCAGGCAGAUCCAGGCGGACCGGCAGUACAAGGGCAUGGCAGACUGCUUCGUGCGCAUCCCCCGGGAGCAAGGAUUUCUCAACUUUUGGCGUGGCAAUUUGGCAAAUGUUACACAAUAUUUCCCAACACAGGCUCUAAAUUUUGCUUUUAAGGACAAAUACAAACAGAUUUUCAUGUCCAAAGUGGAUAAAGAAAAACAGUUCUAGAAAUGGUUUUCGGCAAACUCGGCAGCUGGCGGAGCAGCAGGAGCAACAUCCCUGUGUGUAGUGUACCCGUUAGACUUCGCACGAACUCGUUUAGCUGCUGAUUUUGGGAAAGGUGCUGGCGAGCGGCAGUUCCAGGGACUUGCCGACUGCAUCAUAAAAAUUGCAAAGACAGAUGGACUUGGCGGCCUGUACCAGGGGUUUGGUGUUUCAGUGCAGGGAAUCAUUGCAUACCAAGCCUCCUACUUUUGAUGUUAGGACACCAUUAAGGGAUUAUUGCCAAAUCCAAAGCAAACUCCGUUCAUUCUUUCCUUUUUCAUUGCUCAACUUGUGACUACAUUCUCAGGAAUGCUGUUUUAUCCUUUUGACACUGUCAGGAGACGCGUGAUGAUGCAGAGUGGAGAGACCAAACGUCAAUAUAAGGGAACCGUUGACUGCUUUAUGAGAAUAUACAAGCGAGAGGGGCUUAGUGCUUUCUUCCGUGGAGCAUUCUCCAACAUCCUCCGUGGAACAGGAGCAGCCUUAGUGCUUGUUCUUUACAACAAAAUUAAGGACAUUCUUAACAUCAACGUUUCCAAGAGUUCAGGAUCUGAGUAA